AAGAAGUGAUAAACAGGGCAGGGGGUUUACAAUACCAUCUAUAGCGUAUUAAAGCAGCAUAAAUUUGGGAUAAAAUGUUCUUGUUUACCAUUACGCACUUAGGCAUAGUUAAAAGGUAAAUAUUCUCAACCAACAUAGAACAGGCCUUUCUGUUUACAAAGAGGCAAAAAGGCGGAAAUAAAAAGCAUCUGAACCGGUUUCCAUGUCAAACACUUCAAUUCUCCAUAGAAACUCUGAUCUUAACGCAGAAACUUUAUUAAACCUUGAUGGUGGAUUGAUAAGGCCGAAUUUCUAUCGCUUCCUUUUUAUUGUGGAGACGGGGAGGGAUGACAGAGGUAAAUUGCUCUUUUAAUUAAACCAUUGCACCGAAGGAAAUUGCUGUCUGAAUAUUGUCUCAGAGAUGGGGCUUGUGACAGUUGCCUGGAAACUUCAAUCUGUCUCACAUUUAUUCCAGAUCACAGUUUUGAGAUAAAGUUUAAUAAAAAUCUUUGCGCCAAUGAAAGCCUACCCUUUCACGUCCACCACCACAAUGCGACAGAACAGUGGAGGAAGCCUUGUGUUUAACAUGUAUCUCUCAGACCCCACAGAAAAUCUUCUGAAGGAAAACAAAAGCCCUUCUUGGACUCCCAUCAACACAGGCGUGCAAAAAGGAAGUGGACAAAUCCAGCUUUGGCAAUUUCUUCUGGAGCUGCUGUCUGACAGCGCCAAUAUGACCUGCAUCAGCUGGGAGGGCACCAAUGGAGAGUUUAAACUGAUAGACCCGGACGAGGUGGCCAGACGGUGGGGGGAGCGCAAGAGUAAACCGAACAUGAACUAUGACAAACUGAGCCGAGCUCUGCGCUAUUACUACGACAAAAACAUCAUGACCAAGGUGCACGGAAAGCGUUACGCGUACAAAUUUGACUUUAACGGCUUGGCGCAAGUGUGCCAGCCCUCCUCAACCGAACAAGCUAUUUACAAAUUCCAGAGUAACUUCGCUCCUAUCCAGUUUUCAGGCAUUUCCAAGCUCAGUCUGGUUGCCCCAGGUGCUGGUCCGUCGGGGUUCUCAUACUGGCCCGGAUCUCCUCCAACCCUCUAUCACAGCCACAACCUGCAACCGCCAGGACCCUUCGGUGCCGUGUCUGCGUCGCAUUUAAGUUGCGUUAACAACAUCAACAGUUUAAAUAACCUAAAUAGGCCUAAUAUCAAUAAUCACUAUAACUGAUUUUUUUUUUCUUUUUUUUUUUUUCUUUUUUUUGCUGGAUAAUUUCUUUUUUUUCUUUUUUUUUUGCUGGAUAAUUUCUUUUUCUUUUUUUUUUUUUGCUGGAUAAUUUGGGAAUGACAUUUGGUGGAUUGGUAAUGUUCAUCACUUUAAGAAAGCAGUUUAGCACUAUGGAAAACAAAUAUCACUUUGUCACUGAUUGAUUCAUCAUUAAAUGGCAUGAACUGCAUUUUUUUUAUUUUAUUAUGUUCUCUGAGGUUCACGUAUAAGUGUGAUUUAAUAUUUUUUU
Messenger RNA from Carassius auratus (goldfish), 1490 nucleotides. Its product is annotated as protein FEV-like. The record is from RefSeq and is a predicted model, not a curated record. Gene Ontology annotation, biological process: regulation of transcription by RNA polymerase II; cell differentiation. The coding region runs from base 497 to 1204 and encodes 235 amino acids. Gene Ontology annotation, cellular component: nucleus. Gene Ontology annotation, molecular function: DNA-binding transcription factor activity, RNA polymerase II-specific; sequence-specific DNA binding. The transcript is spliced from 3 exons. Lineage: Eukaryota; Metazoa; Chordata; Actinopteri; Cypriniformes; Cyprinidae.